Liolophura sinensis is the source of this 4807-nucleotide messenger RNA. Its product is annotated as fumarylacetoacetase-like. The record is from RefSeq and is a predicted model, not a curated record. The transcript has 13 exons. Gene Ontology annotation, biological process: L-phenylalanine catabolic process; L-tyrosine catabolic process; homogentisate catabolic process. Gene Ontology annotation, molecular function: fumarylacetoacetase activity. Bases 74 to 1330 code for a protein of 418 amino acids. NCBI's taxonomy places the organism in Eukaryota, Metazoa, Mollusca, Polyplacophora, Chitonida, Chitonidae.
GCCCGGAUGUUGAAGCCGCGUGUUGCAAAGAGUUCGGUCCUGUGUAGUUAACAUUGCAGACGAGAUAGUGAAAAUGUCGUUCAUUUCGGUCAACCCAGACAGCCACUUUCCAAUACAGAACCUGCCCUAUGGCGUUUUCUCCACGGAGGAAAAGCCUCAGCGUAGAAUUGGUGUUGCCAUCGGAGACCAAAUCCUGGACUUGUCUGUGGUGAAACACCUGUUUGAUGGGCCCGUGUUGAAGAGCAAUCAGAGAGUGUUUGAACAGACCACCUUAAAUGAGUUGAUGUCCCUGGGUAAGGCAGCGUGGGACGAGGCCCGGGUCACGUUACAGAGGAUUCUGUCAGCAGAUGAGACUAUCCUGCGAGACCAUGCUGAACUUCGCGCCAGAGCAUUUGUUCCCCAGAGUCAGGCUAUAAUGCACCUCCCAGCUCAUAUUGGUGACUACACUGAUUUCUAUUCAUCCAUGAAUCAUGCCCGUAAUGUGGGCACGAUGUUCCGGGGCCCAGACAACGCUCUCAUGCCAAACUGGACGCAUCUGCCUGUGGGUUACCAUGGCCGCGCCUCCUCCGUGGUGGUCUCUGGAACACCUAUACGUCGGCCAAAUGGACAGACGCGGCCUGAUGAAGGUCAGCCUCCGUCCUUUGGGCCGUGUCGCUUGUUUGACUUUGAGCUGGAGAUGGCAUUCUUCACCGGCCCAGCUACCCCCCUUGGGAGCCCCAUCCCUGUACAGAAGGCCGAUGACCAUAUCUUUGGAAUGGUUGUCAUGAAUGACUGGAGUGCCCGUGACAUACAGAAGUGGGAAUACGUCCCCCUUGGGCCAUUCCUGGGCAAGAACCUGGGCACCACCAUCUCUCCCUGGGUGGUUACCAUGGCAGCACUCAAACCUUUUCUAUUAGACAAUCCGGACCAGAACCCGAAGCCGAUGCCUUACUUGUCACACACGGACAAAUACAGCUAUGAUAUUAAGCUGGAGGUAGCCAUUAAAGGAGAAGAAAUGGCCCAGCCCGCCACAGUAUGUCGUAGCAAUUUUAAGUACAUGUACUGGACAAUGAAGCAACAGUUGGCUCACCACACAGUGACUGGGUGUAACAUCAACCCUGGGGACCUCAUGGCCUCAGGUACCAUCAGUGGACAGACACCCGAUUCAUUCGGCUCCAUGCUGGAGUUGUGUUGGAAAGGCACGAAAACAGUUGAUCUGGGAAAUGGCGUAACUCGUAAAUUCCUGAAGGAUGGAGAUGAGGUCAUUAUGACAGGAUACUGUGAAGGCGAUGGCUACAGGGUGGGCUUUGGUACCUGUGCAGGCAAAGUGCUCCCAGCGCUCCCUCUAUAGGAGACAAGGGGGACAACUCCAGGAUUUCCUCUGUAGGAAACAAGGACAAAGAUUGCUAAACUUCAUACUUAUGCAAAGGGUGACAGAUCAUUCCUAUACAGUCACAGUUCAACUAAUAACUUGUGUUAUCAGCUGAGAAUAUGGUGCAAUCAUUGACAGUACUGGUCAACUAAAAAAUGGGGUCUCCGCAUUUUGAUUUUUGGAUUGGGAAUUGAAUUGGUUGUGCAUUGUUUUGUUUUUUGUAGUAUUUGACUAGUCCUUCUGUAACACCCCAGUAUUUCUGUGGUCAAAAUCACUGAUCUUUGGACUAUAGUGCUAUCUGCUGAAAUCUUUGUGCCAUGUAACUUUCAAACCAUCAGAGCUUUAGGCUUUAUGUUGACCGCUUUAGGCGUUAUGUUGACAGCUUUAGGCUUUAUUUCGACAGCUUUAGGUUUAAUGUUGACAACUUUAGGCUUUAUGUUGACAACUUUAGGCAUUAUGUUGACAACCAUACAUGAUAAACUGUUUAGAUCAACUUCCUGAUUUGUGAUAUCAAAAAAUGUAUUUGGUAUUAAACAUGUCAAUAUGAUCAUACGGUAGACAAACCGAUAUGCCCAGCUGUUUAUCGCCUGCAUUGUUCGGUGUUGACAUUUUCCAGGAAAGCGGUUCUUGUUUUGUGUAAAACCAGUGGAUUGUUAGAUAACAGAUACAGAGGUUCAUUCGGUUACAAUAUUAUAUAUUUGAAAGGUCAGUUAAUGCUGGAAUGAAGUGCAUGUAAACGAAAGGCUACGCUUUUUACAGUAACUCUUCAACCUUUUCGCUUGUUUGCAAGGUGGUUAGUCAAGCAUAUUCUGAGGGGGUUGUUCUGUGGACACUUCUGAAAUUGAAGCCCUGAAAUUGGCCAUUUCAAACAGUGUAGUUUUGUUUCCAAAUCAGAUUAAAAAUGUGCAUAAAUUCCACUGAAUGCUGCUGUUUCAUAUGGGAAAAGGUUGAGGAAUUAAUCUUUCUUUACAAUUGAUUCAUCCUUUUUCAAGGGUUAAUCCCAAAAGUUAUCUGGUUUGUAUUAAGAUAGGUCUGAUUUCAAUGGUCAUGACAUUUUGUCACGACCGAGUUCAGAGGGUUUAUUCAGAUAAAAAUGUAUUCACUCAUACCUGAAGUGUGUCUUCGAUCAUGCAUUAGGCGGGAGACGGGGUUCGUUGCCAUUUAGCCCAAUGGCUUACAUCCGUCAAUGUUGACCCAGUCAAUUUAUGUGGUAUGUUCUGUUUCUUUCUGAGUUAUAGAGCUUGCUACAUUAUACCUGCUUCACUGAAAAUCUUAAUGUGUUAAUUUUAACAGAAAGUCUGCUGUUCGAGUGAUGACAGAACGUAUUCUGCUACAGAUCUGUUACAUAUAACACACACAUUCUAUUAAUUCAACAUAAAGUUUCUAUUAGACCAACAGGAUAUUACGUUAAACAUGACACAUUGUUAUUUUAUGAUAACAGAAUACAUUUUAGCAUCACCCGGAGAACAAACUUUGUUAAAAUUAACAGAUUAAUGUUUUCAAUCAAAAAGGGCAGUUUUUUUUUAAUUUAAGAGAUAUUGUUUGUUUUUAGCCACUUUGUUAAGUUUGUUCUUCGCCUUGCCCAAGUUUUGUUAACAUUUUUAACAUAAUCAUUAAUGUUAUAGUUUAUUCGUUUUUGUUAAGCAUAGUUAUGCAUUCAUCUGUCAGCCGAUUCAACAGAGGUUUAUACAGGACUACUGCAGAUUUCACACCUGUACCCACAUGUUGGCCCAGGUGUACGCUACUAGUCAUACCUGUACACGGGAAACAUAAGGACCAUAGCUUGUUUACCCUUCUUAUCUUCAUAAAUUCUUUUUGCUUAUUCCCUUCAAACCCCACCCCACGAAAUUUUGAUACCUGAAAAGAAAAAAGCGUGACUUGACGACCAGGUGCUCAUUUUACAAAGCUAUCAAAAUUUUGUCAAGCGCCUUUACUGUGGUGACUUAUCUUAGUUUGUGUUGUGAUGACAACUACGUCAUGCACUCUCCUAAACGGGUGUGUUGAGAUGUACCUGUGAUUUUAUCUGUCAUGGUGAGGGGAUACUGCUGUGUUUUUGGUUGUGGAUGUGGACAUUUUGUAUAGUCAAUACACUCAUUUUACGCGAUGAUUAUUUGUGUUACGGGCAGUUCUAGUUCAAAGUAAACGAUUAACAUGAUUUUACCAAUUCUGUUAGUAUUAUAUACCUAAUGUAAACGUUCGUACAGAGUUUAAUUCUGUAAUGUAUAUAUGACAAAAUCAGUUUUAAGAAAUGCAAGUACAAGGUCUGGCAGCAACCUGAGGAUGGCCGUGAGUUUCUUCCGGGCUUUGCCCGGUUUCCUCCCACCAUAGUGCUGACCGCCGUGAGAUAAGUGAUAUAUUCUUGAGAACGGCGUGAAAAACCAGUCAAAUAAGAAAUUUUGUAAAAAUGCAAGUGUUUCGCGUCAUUGUGUAUCUAAUACGGUUGAGUGUGGUGAGGAUAGGUAAUGUGAAAUAAGCUCCAAAGAUCAUGUUGCGCGAUUUGUCGCAUAGCAACGCAGAAUUUAGUGAAAUCGAAACUUGUGCACAUGGUUAUGGUCGAAAGGUAUGAACCAUUUGUGAUGAACACGACUUGUUGGUAGAACACCGUAGCGGCUAUUACAGGGCAAAGUUCCAAGAUCUAGAACCACUGUUUUACAAAACCAUUAAAAUUUAAUCUUCUUCAGAGAACAAAAUAUUUGAUGUGGGAUACUUAAGUUGAAAUUGUGUUGGCACAGCUGAGAAUCAGCGGUUAACAUUUAAUCGAAUUGAGUUCAGUUUGGGUUGGAAUUUCAGACCCAAAUCGCCUUGUAAAUCGAGACCCAGGCAUUCGAAUUAAAAUGGAAAAAACUCGGUACGUUAAAUGUUGUAUUUUUAGUCGGGUAUAUAUAAUUAUAUGUAAAUCAGUUGAUCUCUACAAUGCUGUGUGUCAAAAUUGCGCUAUGUAGCGUGCAUUCCAUCCAAGUUGUGCCAGUAUAAUGUUAUCGUGUACAUAUGUUCGUGCAAAAUUACAGAAUCACGUGUGCAGUUAUCCAAAAAUAUAUACAGCACAAAGAAUCUCGGAUUUCACAACCAAAAGAAGCAAGUAUGGGAAAAAUGCUAGACCCGGUUGUACACAAGUGUAUUGAAGCCUUACAUUUAAGGCCUGUAUUUUAAUCUUUAACCCAUUAUUAUGUUUUAUAACAGGACUUGUUAAAACAUUAAAAUAGGGCUUACUUUUUUAGGUGAAAGGAAUACGGUAGUAGGCAAACAGUUUAGAUGUAUUGAGUUCAAUGGGGCUCCCGCUUCAUUUGUUUUGCCUCUAUCAGUGUUUAUCAGUGUUUAUUUAGUACACUUGUGAACAACCAUGCCCUGCUUUGUUUACCAGUAUUAUAAUGUUGAUUUCCAUUGGUCCAUUUUUUAUCUGAGGUGAAGGAUUUAAAAAUAAGCGGAAAUAAAAAGUUGAAAAUGUAUUUUUCCGAA